ACUAAGUAGGUAGGUAUCGAUCUGCCUAGCAAUUGAUAAUGCCGAGGACGGAUCGUUGUUGCCAUUCCUGUGUCUGUUCUUUCCCUUCGUCCACAACUACCUAGGCAUCUAUCUUUCUUUCCUUUCUUCCUCUUCUCUGUGACUCACCUCAUCAUCAACAACAUCCCGUCCCUUGUCGAUUCAGAACACCUGAGCACCACUCGAGACCUGCACCUGCCGUCGACAUCCUGUAGGCAGUCACCAUCACCGACAGAACCACAUCUCCUACAUCUCGCGACCUCCAGCACCUCGACACCAUGGCCACCAACGGACACGCCGCCGAGAACGGCACCGCCGCCCAGUCCACCUUCGCCGUCAAGGCCGGUCUCGCACAGAUGCUCAAGGGCGGCGUCAUCAUGGACGUGAUCAACGCCGAGCAGGCCCGGAUCGCCGAGGAGGCCGGCGCCUGUGCCGUCAUGGCGCUCGAGCGCGUGCCCGCCGACAUCCGCGUCCAGGGCGGCGUCGCCCGCAUGAGCGACCCGGACAUGAUCAAGGAGAUCAUGGCCGCCGUGACCAUCCCCGUCAUGGCCAAGGCCCGCAUCGGGCACUUCGUCGAGUGCCAGAUCCUGCAGAGCAUCGGCGUCGACUACAUCGACGAGUCCGAGGUCCUCACCCCGGCCGACCCCAAGAACCACGUCGACAAGAACACCUUCGACACCCCCUUCGUCUGCGGCUGCCGCAACCUCGGCGAGGCCCUCCGCCGCAUCCACGAGGGCGCCGCCAUGAUCCGCACCAAGGGCGAGGCCGGCACCGGCGACGUGGUCGAGGCCGUCCGCCACAUGCAGACCGUGAACGCGGAGAUCGCCAAGGCCAGCUCCGCCUCGGACGCCGACCUGCGCUCGAUGGCGCGCGAGCUGGAGUGCGACUACGCCCUGCUCAAGCAGACCGCGCGGCUGGGCCGGCUGCCCGUGGUGAACUUCGCCGCGGGGGGCAUCGCCACCCCGGCCGACGCCGCGCUCAUGAUGCAGAUGGGCUGCGACGGCGUCUUCGUCGGCUCCGGCAUCUUCAAGUCCGGCAACGCGGCCAAGCGGGCCAAGGCCAUCGUCCAGGCCACCACCCACUUCCGCGACCCCAAGGUCCUGGCCGAGGUCAGCACCGGCCUGGGCGAGGCCAUGGUCGGCAUCAACUGCGACCACAUGCAGGAGGAGAACAAGUACUCCAAGCGCGGCUGGUAG
Molecule: messenger RNA, 1214 nt
Organism: Dissoconium aciculare CBS 342.82
Lineage: Eukaryota; Fungi; Ascomycota; Dothideomycetes; Mycosphaerellales; Dissoconiaceae
Product: vitamin B6 biosynthesis protein
Exons: 2
Coding region: 297-1214 (305 amino acids)
Biological process (GO): pyridoxal 5'-phosphate biosynthetic process; amino acid metabolic process; pyridoxine biosynthetic process
Molecular function (GO): amine-lyase activity
Source: RefSeq, a predicted model, not a curated record